UUCUCCAAUUUCACCUCCUCCAUCAUACAGAUCUAAAUCUCUCUCUCUAAGAUUCUCUCUCUAGAGCUUCUCCGCAUUCCUCGCUCGCCAUGGUUUCCGAAGGCGUCCUCCUCGGCAUGGGCAACCCCCUCCUCGACAUCUCCGCCGUCGUCGACGACGGCUUCCUCCACAAAUAUGACAUCAAGCUGAACAAUGCGAUUCUCGCCGAGGACAAGCACCUGCCGAUGUAUGACGAAAUGGCUAAAAACUACAGUGUAGAUUACAUUGCUGGGGGUGCUACUCAAAACUCAAUCAGGGUUGCUCAGUGGAUGCUUCAGAUUCCUGGUGCAACCACCUUCAUAGGCUGCGUUGGAAAGGACAAAUUUGGGGAGGAGAUGAAGAAGAAUGCAAAACUUGCUGGUGUGAAUGUCCACUAUUAUGAGGAUGAAAAUGCAGGAACUGGCACUUGUGCCGUCUGUGUAGUAGGUGGUGAAAGGUCUCUUAUUGCCAAUCUCUCUGCGGCCAAUUGCUACAAGUCUGACCACUUGAAACAACCAGAAAACUGGGCACUAGUUGAGAAGGCCAAAUACUUCUACAUCGCUGGAUUUUUCCUCACUGUAUCUCCAGAGUCUAUCCAGCUAGUUGCUGAACAUGCAGCUGCAAAUAACAAGAUGUUCAUGAUGAACCUUUCUGCUCCAUUCAUCUGCGAAUUUUUCAAGGAUGCUCAAGAGAAAGUCUUGCCCUAUAUGGACAUUGUCUUUGGAAAUGAGACGGAGGCACGGACAUUCUCUAAAGUUCAUGGCUGGGAGACUGACGAUGUUGAGGAGAUAGCACUUAAGAUAUCCCAAUGGCCCAAGGCAUCAGGAACAUACAAGAGGAUCACUGUUAUUACUCAGGGUCCUGACCCUGUCGUUGUCGCGGAGGAUGGGAAGGUCAAGAAGUUCCCUGUAAUACUGUUGCCCAAAGAGAAACUCGUUGACACCAACGGAGCAGGUGAUGCAUUUGUUGGGGGAUUUCUGUCUCAACUGGUUAAGGAGAAACCCAUUGAGGACUGUGUUAAAGCUGGCUGCUAUGCAUCCAACGUCAUUAUCCAAAGACCCGGUUGCAGUUAUCCAGCGAAGCCCGAUUUUGAAUGAGCUACUUUCUGGUUUAUUACAAAAUAGACCGGCCUUAUUCUAAAUUUCGAUCAUUCAGCCUCCUAUUCCUAUUGCUGUUUCCUCAAAUUCCCAACUUUGCUUGUCAUUUGUGUCAUGAGACGGAAUAAAGUGGGUUUUUUUUA
Molecule: messenger RNA, 1258 nt
Organism: Eucalyptus grandis
Lineage: Eukaryota; Viridiplantae; Streptophyta; Magnoliopsida; Myrtales; Myrtaceae
Product: adenosine kinase 2
Exons: 12
Coding region: 90-1115 (341 amino acids)
Biological process (GO): purine ribonucleoside salvage
Cellular component (GO): cytosol; nucleus
Molecular function (GO): adenosine kinase activity
Source: RefSeq, a predicted model, not a curated record